AUGAACUUGGCAAGUGCUGGGCACCUUCGCUCCACUCCGCCACCCAGUCCCCUAACCUCCGACCCGGAUAAGGUGGAGAUUGACGUGCUGGCCGAGGAGGAAGAUGGAGACCAGUCGGAGGACGAGGAGGAGGCGGAGGAGACUAGCCAGAAGUGCCUGGAGGCCUCGCUGCAAAGGUCCGGAACCCUCACGCCUCCCGGGAGGAGCGUCAGGGACCGCGGCGGCUCGAGCGACUGCUCCGGGUUCGUCCGAAAGUUCCGAGAGCCACGGACAACAGCGACCGCAGCAGCCGACGGCCCGCAGCCCGCCAAGCCCCCGUACUCCUACAUCGCGCUCAUCACCAUGGCCAUCCUGCAGAGCCCGCACAAGCGCCUGACGCUCAGCGGCAUCUGCGCCUUCAUCAGCGGCCGCUUCCCCUACUACCGGCGCAAGUUCCCCGCCUGGCAGAACAGCAUCCGCCACAACCUGUCGCUCAACGACUGCUUCGUCAAGAUCCCCCGCGAGCCGGGCCAUCCGGGCAAGGGCAACUACUGGAGCCUGGACCCCGCCUCCCAGGACAUGUUCGACAACGGCAGCUUCCUCCGGCGCAGGAAGCGCUUCAAGCGCCACCACCCGCCGCCGGGAGGCCACCCGCACUGUCCCUUCCCCACACCCGCCGUGCCCGCCACCCUGCACCUCUCCAACCCCGGCGUGGUGCUCCGCUACUCCGCCCCGCCGCCGGGCCUCGCAGCCCAGCCCGCCGCCCCGCCCGGGAGCCGCCCGUGCGCGCAGCCGCACCCGCACCCCCUCAGCUACCUGCUGCUCGCCGGCCCCGCCUGCGCGGGGGCGCCCGGGAAAGCGGAAGGCGCGGACCCCGCCACGCCCCUCGUCCUCCCCGCGCUGCAGCCCGCCCGGGCCUCCCAGCCCUGGGACGGGGCCGAGGGUUCCGGGUCUCGAUGCGGGCGAACCUCGUUCACCAUCGAGAGCAUCCUGCGGGGAGUUAGAGGCGGAGGAAAUGGGGCUGCGCAGAGCCUGCCCUCCGCCCCGUGGAGCUGCUGCCACCUGCUGCAGCACCCGCCGUGCCUGCUGCACCCCCGGGCCGCUUCCCCGCUGCUUCACGUGUCGGCGGUCGCCCGGACGGUGUUGCAGCCGCCGCCGCCGGAGCAGCAGCAGCUCUGGGCCGGAAUCUGCGCGCCGGGGAGAGGCUCGCGCUGGGGCCGCCACCUGUCUGCGGUUGCGGCGCUGCUGAGGCAUCAGCCGGCCGCUGACGGCUGCAGGCUGCCGAGCCUGGCCGCUCUGUCGGGCCGAGAGGGGACCUUGCCGGCGUUUUAAGCAUUGCCCAAGCCCAGUCUUCAGGCCAAGUUUCCCUGGCACACGUUGAACCACUGGCUGUCUAGGUUUGCACCACCGCCUGCGAGGCUUGUGCGUGGAAAACCAGCGGCGGAGCGCACGCUCAGUCCCGCAAACUUUUACAAACUGUGUCCUGCCCCCUUGACCGCCCGAACGCAGGAAAAUCCCGGGGCUUCAGGUCUCGCCUUUCAGCUUCAGUUGUGGCUUCUUCCCGAGGACCAAUGAACUAGGAACGUGAGUGAGGUGUUUGGUUGUUAAUAAAAACAAAACAGCCGGCAGCGCACAAACAUCCCUGUCUUCAUUUCCUAGGAACCGCAAGUGUUCUCCCGUGCAGACUACGUGCUCCAACUUCCCGAAAUCCGUAUGUAAUACAAGUAGAGCAAUUUCGGAACAUUUAUUACUUGCAUAUGUGACGUGCCCUACUCCAGCGGGGAGUGUUAAAAUUAAGCCUAGUUGUGUAGAUUGAAUAAAAUACUAAAUCAG
Molecule: messenger RNA, 1812 nt
Organism: Meriones unguiculatus (Mongolian gerbil)
Lineage: Eukaryota; Metazoa; Chordata; Mammalia; Rodentia; Muridae
Product: forkhead box protein D4-like
Exons: 1
Coding region: 1-1311 (436 amino acids)
Biological process (GO): regulation of transcription by RNA polymerase II; anatomical structure morphogenesis; cell differentiation
Molecular function (GO): RNA polymerase II cis-regulatory region sequence-specific DNA binding; DNA-binding transcription factor activity, RNA polymerase II-specific
Source: RefSeq, a predicted model, not a curated record